AUGCGCGUACGCCCGUCCGUCACAGUAUGUUCCAAUGUCUAUGUGCAAGUACGUCCGUCACACUGCCACAUGACUGUAUGUAUGUACGUCCGUCACACUGUGACAUGACUAUAUGUAUGUACGUCCGUCACACUGCCACA
Didymodactylos carnosus is the source of this 140-nucleotide messenger RNA. The record is from the annotation of a GenBank genome assembly. Lineage: Eukaryota; Metazoa; Rotifera; Eurotatoria; Philodinida; Philodinidae.